Messenger RNA from Leptopilina heterotoma, 1233 nucleotides. RefSeq names its product FAD-linked sulfhydryl oxidase ALR (gene Alr). The record is from RefSeq and is a predicted model, not a curated record. Bases 110 to 574 code for a protein of 154 amino acids. Lineage: Eukaryota; Metazoa; Arthropoda; Insecta; Hymenoptera; Figitidae. Gene Ontology annotation, molecular function: flavin adenine dinucleotide binding; flavin-dependent sulfhydryl oxidase activity. Gene Ontology annotation, cellular component: mitochondrion. The transcript has 2 exons.
CAAUGUUUAUUACUAAUAUUUUGAGGUUAGAAAAAGAAAAGUCGUCGGUAAUCGGCAUAAAUGUCAAUUUAUUUCAUUUAUUGAUUUAUUUAUAAUUUAUUGCUUGAAAAUGGUACAAGAAAAACCUUGCCGCACUUGUACGGAUUUCCAAACUUGGGCAAAGUUACAAAAAAAGACAUAUGACUCUGAAAAAAAAGUGAAGAGUGACGAGAAAAUAGUAGUUGCACCUCGAAAAAAUUGUCCUCUCGACAAGGACGAAUUGGGAUCAAGUACUUGGGCAUUUUUACACACAAUGGCAGCUUACUAUCCGGAUUCGCCAUCAAACGAACAACAAAAGGAUAUGAAAAACUUUUUCUACAUUUUUUCGAAAUUUUAUCCCUGUGCACCGUGUGCUGAAGAUUUACAGGAACAAUUGAAAGUAAAUCCUCCACAAACAGAUUCCCAAAAUCAGUUAAGUCAAUGGCUAUGUAGGAUUCAUAAUCAAGUAAAUAGAAAAUUAAGUAAACCCGAAUUCGAUUGUAAAUUAGUUAAUCAAAGGUGGAGGGAUGGUUGGCUCGAUGGUUCGUGUGAUUGAAAAAAAAAAUAUGAAUAACUUAGCAAAAUGCACAAAAAUUCGUGUAAAAGUUGAAUUUUUUAAUUUGUCAUUAAUUAUUAAUUACAAAUUACAAAUUAUAAAUUAUAAAUUAUAAAUUACAGUAGUAGAGUACAAGAAUAGCGAACGAAUUCGCGCCUACAAAGGCACUUGGGAGAUAAAUGUAAAUAUUUUUAUUACAAAGAGUAUUUUAUUAUAACAUUUCUUAUGCUAUUCUAAAAAAAAGAGAAUUAUUCUACAUUUGAAAUGUUGUCGAUAUGAAUAUUUAAUAAACGAAUUUUAUUUAUCGAAAUUUUCGUUCUUUUGCAGAAAUAUUUUUUCUUAAAAAGAAUGUAUGUAUCAUUUUUUAACUAAUAAAAAAAAACUUCUAGGAAGUUAAUUUUAAAAAUGAAAAUGAAGAUUUAUCGAAAUCAUUUUAGUGUAGUUCCAAGUUUGCUUGAAAAAUGUUGUCAAGAAAAUGAAAUUAAAAAAAGAAUCAUGAAUUAUUUUACAGUUAAUAUGAAACUAACGAAAUCUAGCGUACAACAAAGAUUUUAGUUUAAUACAAAAAUAAAGUCGAUUUGUUUAACUACAUUUCAAUUGUUAAGUUAAAAAGCUACUAUUGAAUGUUUAAUGUAAAUAAAAUACAAUUUUACAUUUAA